Molecule: messenger RNA, 6602 nt
Organism: Phlebotomus papatasi
Lineage: Eukaryota; Metazoa; Arthropoda; Insecta; Diptera; Psychodidae
Gene: Fem-1
Product: protein fem-1 homolog B
Exons: 8
Coding region: 218-2200 (660 amino acids)
Molecular function (GO): protein binding
Source: RefSeq, a predicted model, not a curated record
AUGUGGUUGGUUUCAAAAGUUACUGACAAUCACAGUUUGUGUCGAACUUUCGAAGCGAAAGGAGCUCUUUUAACUCGAGAGUGCGAGAUAUUGUUCAAAUUUGUUCAAAGUGUUGCGAAAUCUGAUAAGCAAGAAGAAGGAGAAGGAGAAGGAGAAGCCCUUGGAGGAGUGGGAUGUGCUGGAUUACUUAUCAAAGGAUGCAAGGCACUUGAGAAAGAUGAAGUGUAAAAUCAUCGAUAAACUUUCCCGAGAUGCUCGGGAAGUCAUUUAUACAGCUGCAAGGGAUGGAAUGCCCAUCUUCCUGUACGAUCUCCUAUCCAGGGUACGUCCCAAGGAGAUGCAGAACAUCUAUGUCAAUGAGGGAUAUCAAUCGGAUGAUGGACAGAGUCUUAGUCCCUUCGCAGCGGCUGCUUACUAUGGGCAGCCGGAUGUUCUUAAGAUGCUCAUUGAUAAAUUCAAGCCCAACAUUGAGCAGGAAUGUCCAGUGAGCUAUGACAGGGUUUUAGUGGAGGGUGCAACUGCACUUUGGUGUGCUGCAGGAGCAGGUAAUUUGGAGUGCGUUAAGGUGCUGGUCAGAGCUGGAGCAGAUGUUAAUCAUUGGACAAAGACACAUUCUACGCCUGUACGUGCUGCCUGCUAUAUCGGACGUCUGGAUAUCGUCAAAUUUCUCGUGGCCAACAAGGCCUUCGUGGCUAUGCCAAAUAUUUACAACAACACCUGUCUCAUGAUCGCCAGCCAUCGCGGUCAUCUUGACGUGGUGGAGUUCCUGCUGGGCGAGGGCAUGAAUCCCAACAAGCAAGCCCGCUGUGGAGCCACGGCGCUUCACUACGCAGCCGAAAGUGGCCACAUGGAGAUCUGUGAGAUGCUCCUGAGUCAUGGAGCGGUCAUCAAGCGCAAUGAAUACGGUUUAACACCAGUUUUGUUGGCUGCAGAGAAGGCUCACAGUACAACUGUGAAUGCUUUUAUUGAAUGGCCAGAUUUGAUGACGAAGGAGGAGAAAGUGGAAGCUCUGGAGCUGCUGGGAGCUUCCCAUGCGGCAAAUAUCAAAGAUGGCCAGAGCCUCGAGAAGGCUUUUACGUACCUUCUGGCUGCAAUGGAGAUGCGUCAUGAAGAUCCGGAUCAAGUGAUUCGGAAGACACUAGAAGCUCCAAUUCCCGCCUAUGACAAUUGGAUUGAGUGUCAGACGGUACCAGAAAUGCUGGCCAUUCGUCACAACAGCAAUUCUCUCUACAUGGAGGCUCUGGCCAUUAGGGAGAGAAUUCUGGGCAGGAAGUUUCCAGAUCUGGUCACACCGGUGAUCUAUCAGGGAGCUGUUUGUGCUGAUCAUGGACGUUUCGAUCGCUGUGAAAAUCUCUGGCAUCAUGCACUGUUUCUGAAGCAGAGCAAUGGGAUUGGGGUGUGCAAGGAUCUCCAGAGAUUCUCACAACUCUUCGCCCAGAUGCACACCAUGAGAUUCAGCCUGAGGCUUCCUAGCUUGAUCACAGUUCUCAGUUCAUGCGUGGUGGAAAUGGCCAGGACUACCAAAAGGGUCAAUCAGAUUGAUCCCAUGGCUGACAAUGAGGAUAUUAUUGAUGAAGUAGAUGCCAAUAUCCUGUCCACUCUCUACAUCAUUGCACUGAUCACGAAGGUGCUCAAGGCUAGGAAGCCUGUGGAGCCGGAAGAUCUCAAUCAGGUGUACAAGUUGGUGAGGGAAGUUGUGAGUCUGGACAUGAGGCUCAGAGAUGGUCAGACUCUGCUCCAUUUAGCCGUCAAUGGUUGUCUCCCGAUAGAUGAGUUCCGAACCAGGGAUCUCUGUGGCUUUCCCUGCCCAGAUACAGUGAAGCUCUUGCUGCACUGCGGAGCUUGUCCCAAUGAUGUGGAUUUCGAUCGCAACAAUGCUCUUCACAUUCUCGUUGGCACUAUCAAAGACCCUCCAUCCAGACAGACCAUCCUCACUAUGGAGUAUAUCCUGAGCCGUCUUAUUGCCGCUGGGGCUCAUGUGGAUGCAGUCAAUGACAACGGAAGUACUCCCAGAGAGUCAAUUUACACAAGACAAGUGCAGAGUAUCAUAAGAUCCUAUGAGGUCCGGGAACUGCGUUUGGCUUGCUUGGCAGCUCGUAGGAUCGGCCGCAGCCGACUGGAGUUCAAAGGGAUCGUCCCAAAGCAUCUGGAACCCUUCAUUGAGAUGCACUGCUCAAAUAUGCUCUCACGCAGCGAAUAAGGAGAUUCUUCACUAAUUUCUUUUCUCUUCAACUUCCUGCCAUUUCUUUUGACGGGUUUCUUCGCGACCGAGACUGUGAAUGGGGUUCCCUCAAUCCUUCCAAGGUACGAUACAUUGCUCAAGUCCAGGUGUGCUAUAUUUUUUUUAAUUCUCAAUUAUUUCUUGAGAUAUUUUCUUUUGAAAAGAUUUUAGCAAAACUUUAAAAAAAAACUGGAAGUCAUCUCUUUCUAAAAAAAAGAGGUUUCGUUUUUCAACCUCUUUCCGGGUAAAAGAGUUUCAUACAAACUUUGAAUUACAAAGUGUGUGAUAUAUUGUACCUAAAAUAGAUUUUUUUAUUGUCCAAAAACAAUUAGAAAAAAAGGUUUUCAGAGAAACUUUAAUGGUGCUUAAGGAGAAUUGAUAAAUAAAGUGGAAUAUUUAAUUUAUUAUAAAGAAUUAAGAAAAGAAAACUUUUAGCUUAAUUUUAUUACAGAGAUACGAAGAAAUUUUUCAAUCACUUUUCCAGUGAUUUUUUAAAACUAUUUAGAGACGAGCUUAUUGAUACUAAUAGGAGAAAAUUCUUUGGAGAAAACAAGUAUUGCUAAAAAAAGCUUUUUUAUACAGAAAGAAAAUGUUUAGUUAAAAAUUCUUAAAUUAGGUUUCGGUUGGAGAGGUGUAUUAGUAAUUUAUUGACCAAAACAGUUUUGUAACGUUUCGGAUCGGUUUGAUUCUGCUCCUCUUUCCGUUUGAUGAGAAGGUUCCUUAGGUAGUCUUCUACCUUUAGCUUUUUAACGUACCGUGUUUGAUUUUUCAAUUAAGUCUUCAAUGCCUUCAACAUCCUUAUGCCGAAAAUAGACACAGGCUGAUCCUAGAGAAUACUCAGCUCGUAAAAUUUGGCGGUAAAGGAUCAGCUCAAACUAUCAUACGCUGAGGAUUUAGGAUCAAGGAUUAGCGUUUUCAGCGUAAAUUUCUAUUAAAUCUCCAUACUUUGAUUGCUGAAAGGCUUCUCAAGUGCAAUAUCAAUGGAUUUUUCGUACAGUAAGGAGCACUCUGAUCUUCUCUUUACUCCAAUCUUAAUGCAUUUUAAGAUUUUGCAAUAUUGCGUACCAUUACUCUCCAUGUUUUUUCACCCAAUUGACAUUUCGAAAAGCACCCAAAAACCCCCAAAGUGAAGCUUUUUAUUUUCAGCACUGGCACUGAUGUCGCCCAAUCCCCGUAAUUUCACUAGACCUCAUGAAUUUAAAAGAUCAGCCUGAUCUACGCCUUAAUCCGAGAUGCGACUAAACUCAUUUAUAGCCAUAUAAUGAGUAUGAAAGUGUUUAAUCGCUUUUUGGUUUAAGCUGUAUGUCUGUCAAGGUCCUCACAGAAUGGUUCAAAGUUCAAAUGGUUUGAGGUGAAACUAGUCCGACACAUGACAAGAUUUCGUCGGAGAAGUUGAAUCAUUAUUGCGUUCUAGCCUCAGAUGAAGACUUUGGAUCGAUUGAAGACCGAACCGAAAGGUCUGGAAAGAGUUGCUGUUUUUCUAAGAGUGAUUCCACUUCCCCGGUAAACUCCGGCUCCCAUCAACUGCAAUGUCAGUGACUUCCCUCUUCUCUCUGUCAAAGAAGUUGGUUUGUUACUAACUUUUUUUUAACUGAUUAGUUUGCACGUCCAAAAGGCACACUCCAUGUGCAUUGAAGCAACUGCUACCCCAAGCGUAAUCGUAAGCAUUAUGGAAACGGAUCUACCACGUAUUAUGGCAGAUCGAGAUCUUUCCGAAAUAGUAUUUCACUUCAUCUUGCGGCAUAAUUCUCGUGAUAUAAAUGAUUGUUGGUUCUAAACGAAAUCACUUUUCCUUUAUGGCAAGCUGCCAUGUUGACAAACCUCUGUGAUGACAUUUCAAUGAUGAGACAAAAACUGCUAGAAUUCUCCUAAAAUAAAAAAAAAUGAAUAUAUACCGGUUUUAUCUUUUAAAAAUAAGAGAAUUUUCAAAAAAUAAGAGAAAAAUCACAAAAAAAUAAAGUAAAGACUACUAUGUCUACUUUUGCCACGUCUCUCUCAUACUCCUUCACUGUACCAAUUUUGGUAAUAAUAUGAGUUGGAAGAUCCACUUCAUUACAACAUUUUCUCAUCCUUUUUAACUAAACACGGAUUUUUAAUAUUGAUAUGUAUUAAUGGCCUUUAUACACUAGAGAAAUUUAUGUCCAUAUUGAAGCAGAUUGCCUACGCUUGUGUUGAAAAUACUCUUCAAUAUGGACAUAAAUUUCUCUAGUGUGUAGAGACCAUAACACAGGAUCACUCAUUCGGUUUCUCAGUGAUUUUUUUACUAUGUUCAUUUGAUUAAAGGUUCUUUCCAACUCGGCAUUGGCCCAAUGUAGCGAGAGAAAAUCUUGAGAGCAGAUCUCGUGAGAUCAUGGAAUGUAUUCACACCGAACAGACUGGGCUUUUCUACAUGGUCAUUGCUUUUUUACGCCUUCAUUGUUUUUUUUUACACGUGGAAAAAAAUACUCAAAAAAUUGUUGCACCAAACCAAUUUUUGCACUAAUUUGAUAUUUUUUACGCCUUAUGAGACAAUAUUCUUUAAAAAGAAAAUGAUCUAUUAGUAAAAUUGUCCGUUUAUAAAGUACCUUGAGAAAAGAGCAAAGAGCAAUUGACCGAUCAAUUGCUUUUAGCUCCUGAUUCGAAGUGUUUAGAUUUGGCAAAUUUUACUAAUAAAUCAUUUUCUUUUUAAAGAAUAUUGUCUCAGAGAAUGCAAAAAAACAUCAAAUUGGUGCAAAAAUCUGUUUGGUGCUGCAAUUUUUUGAAUAUCUUUUCCACGUGUAAAAAAUCAAUGACCAUGUAGAAAAGCCUAGUCUGUUCGCUGUGAUUGUCUCCAGCAGCAUCCUUAUGGCUCCUGAUUGCGUACCAAAAAAUUCAAUGAUAUUUCAAUCAAUUUUCGUCGCAAUUUCAUCUGGUUCUCUUCUCUGAAUACAUUUGGAAAUGGAAAUAUGUUAGAUUAUUUUAUCGAAGAUAUUUUCCUCCACUGCUAGGUGAUUGUUUAUCUUCAUUUGUGAAAUUUCAUCCUGAAAACAGUAACCCAGGUGUAGUUUCUGGUGAAGAUGCUGUUCUACAUCGAUAGUUGAAAACGCUCGUACGUUUUUUUAUAUCCUUUUUGUCCUUAAUUAAACCUCUUAAUGUGUUCGAGAUAACUGUGAGCUUGGAAAAUAGUAAAUUUCCCUAAAUCUUCAGGUGUUUCAAUAGGGAUUGUUUCUGUGGCGAUCUAUUAAAAAAUAAGGCGUCUGGAGCAAUUCAUGAUACGCCUAUGAACGGAAUGUUUGCCUGGACUAGCUCCAAAACAUAUCCGAAUAUGAAACUAAACCUUUUCUUUCUGACUUCAUUAGUUCUGAGUAGAGGAAAUAUUUACAUCACAUAGUCUUCAUUUAUUGCGCACAGUGUAUUAAGGUAAAUAAAUAAAAACAAUGACAAAGCGUCCUAGCUUUGCAAAGUGCUCGAACUCAUGAGAUUGAAUAAACCUAUGGGGGUUUAUUCAUGAUCGGAGAUUGAUAUCUCUUAUGUCAAAAAUAGAUUCAGAUUGAUCAUUGAGAAUACUUAGCCCAAAAUUUUUGACGGUUAAUCAGUCUGAACUGUAUCAAACGUUGAGGUUUUAGGAUCAAGGAUAAGAGGUUUCAUUUCUGGAAUACUUUUAAGACUACAAUAUAGCACUAGAGGGGAGAGUAAAGUCACACUUCCGUCACCCUAAAAUUUGCGGAUUUUAAAAAAUUUGUACGUCACAAAAUCGAUAAAAUUGACAUUUCGAAAAAUUUCUAAAAACGCCUAAAUGAAUAUUUAUUAUUUUCACCGCUGGCGCUGAUAUCGCUAAUCCUCGUAAUUACAGGUAACCUCAUUUUAGUCUGAUCUCAUGAUCUUUGUGAUUUAGAUCAGUGGGAAAUUGAAUAACUUAUUGCUCUCUCCCUUUCUCAUUGAGUUCGAGCAUUAAAAAAGAUACACGGGGAUAUACGUAAGUUAUUUCCAAAAAGACUGCGAAAAAAACGUGACAAUUAUUUAGAUAGUUUUAGGUAUUUCUUUUUAAAUUUUAAAUCUGUUAUUGAAUUUUUGCCAAAAGAAAAAUCGAGACAAUUAAUAUAUUUAGAUAAAACAAAAGAAAUGCCAAUAUAAUAAAAUUUACACGAAUAAUUUUUAAAAGAUAGAAAUGAGAUGGCUUCCCGAAAUGUGCACCACAAUUUUUUGAGUUGGUCUUGAACCUUGGUGGAAAAAGGGGACAGAAUAGGUAAUAAUCUGAUGAGAGAUUCUCAAUUAUAAUCUCUUAGUUUUCAUUAAGCCAAUAUUUUUGUAUACUUUCAUAUUAGUCACUAAAAUUUUAAUCUAUAUAUUGUACAAUUAUUUUAUGACUUCGUUUUGUGAUAAUUCUACUUUUCAAUUAAAGGGAUUAUUUUCUAUAUAAAAA